Molecule: messenger RNA, 276 nt
Organism: Cylicostephanus goldi
Lineage: Eukaryota; Metazoa; Nematoda; Chromadorea; Rhabditida; Strongylidae
Source: the annotation of a GenBank genome assembly
UGUCCCACUCUAUCUCCUGUUUCAUCUUAUGAUCAACCUCCUGUUGGUGGUGUGCUCCAGUCAGAUGAGCUCGAAAAGAUCCUCUCGGAUUUCUCAGACGAGAAUCUCGAGUUCGAUCUCGACCAGCUCGUCAAUCAACUACCAGAAGAAGAACGUACGCAACAGCUUAACGUGCAGCCAAGCUCUAGCGUUGAGCCGUUAUGCACCCAGCCACCUUGCCCUUCUUCCGGAAGCACAUCGCCACUGGAUGCGAGUGUCAUGAGCUCUUCAAGGUAA